UUCGGCGACACUGUAUUGUCGCAAGAUUCAACGUAAAGAGCGGUAAAAAUGCAAGAAGAAGUUUGGGAUUUUCAGAGAGAAAAAGUAUAAUGUGAAGAAAGAUGGCUAGUUCUGUGCAACAGGAUGGAGUGGCUCAUCCUGUUCUAGAAGAUUUGAAGAAAGAAAUCAGCCAACUCGGUAGCAUGCAAGUAUCUUCAUCCCAGCAGCGGUAUAGGCUGAUUAAGAUAUACAGAAAGACCAUUUGCCGUUUUACUUCAGAUUUUCUCUCCAAUCUUGAUGAAGUCUGCAAUGAACUUGCUGGAAAUUCUUCUGCUAACUCAAGCCGGCAUUGUGAGGUACCAUUGAAUUUCAUUCAGUUAUGUGUGAACGAGAAGCCUCUGAUCUUUGUUGGUUCUGACCCUCCACAAGAGCCUGAAGGCACCAACAGCUCUGGCAGCAAAAACUCUAUAAGGACUGGACCCUCAGACUUCUAUGUAGCUGAGACGUUGAAUAGGUGGCUUCUGUGUCAUCUUCUGCAGUUAUUGAGUGAGCAUGCUUGCCAAUCUAUACAUCAACAAACAUCACAGAUUGUCGUCUCAUUGCUCCAUCUUAUCAAGUUCAAAGAAAUCAACACCUUUUAUCGCUUCUUCAAUGAUCUAGCCUGGCUAUUAGCAGAAUUAAUGCAGAUCAACCAUGAGAAGUUUAGUGAUGAAGAUGAUGACUUCCCUGACCCACCGUUUCAAGUUCAACACUUUACUGUGGAUGUCAGCAGCUCAGAUAAUAUUGAGGAACAUCCUGAGUUUAAAAUCAUUUCUUCUCAUCCCCGGCACAUUGAGAUUAGCCAUGUCAGCAAUUGCUAUCUUCUUCAAGUAGCAGUCUGUGAUAUCCUAUGUGAGAUGUCUACCGAUGUGGAACCAUUCCUAUCAAAUAACUUGCUGUUGCUCUGGACGACGUUGGCAUGGCAACUUGAAACUGGACAGCUAGAAAUCAAACAGGCUUCCUUGAAAACCCUUGCAAUGCUCAUCCGCCAAGUUGACUCACCCCCACUGCAGUCCAUAGACCAUAUAGUGGACCUCAUGUUCAGUGUUCUAACCUGCUUGCAAUCAGGACAUGAUCUAUUCAGGAAUUAUAAAGGUGUAGAUUUACUAGCAGAGAAUCUAGCAGCUUGUUUCCUGGAGCUUUUUGCUGAGAACGAAAGAAAGCCCAGAUAUACAAUACCACCUUCAGUCAUAGAGAUUGUCAUGGAAAUGCUGUCGUCCAGUAUUCCCAAAUAUGGACUGCAUGCUUUCAAAUCAGAAUCCCUUAGUACUUCGCUGUGUCACCUCCUAGUCUACAUCCAACGUCACAUUCCUCCUGGUUAUGAGUCUUUAGAGUCUGUGAGAGAGACUAGAAUGAAGACCAUCACUCAGGCUCUAAUACAGCAAACACACAUGCUCCAGAAUGGACAGUGUGUGGUUCUACCCCUAGAGCUAGCCAUCCGCUCAGACCUGAAUGCAACACUCCCUAAGGGGUUCGUCACCCAGUCUGACCCUGUUGGAUCAAAACCUUCGACCAGUGAUAGUACCAGAGGAACACAUGGUAGUACCGCUGGGGACAUUGUGAUAGACCUUACUGAUACCAGCAGUGGUGAAGAUGUACCAGAGACAUCAAAGAAAACCAACAAGCUUUCCAGGAGAAAGUCAUCUGUUGGACACACUACCAUUAGAGAUGCUGCUGAAGAACCUGUUGAAGUUACUCCAUUUUGUCCAAUGUAUGAGAAAUCUGGCACCCUACGAGAUGUCCUCUACAAAUUAGAUUCACUGUGUCAGAUACAUACCAAUGAUAACAAGAGCUUGUACCAUGUCCUGGAGGCGACGAGAACCCUCCUGGAAGUCGUGUCAAGAAGCUGCUGCAGAUACGGUGAGGACGUCAGAAACCUUACCGACAUCCCAACCACAAUCAACGCCAAGACCCAUUCUACUAAGAAAUCACCCAGAGUGGAUCAGAGGAAUGAUGCCGAUAGGGGAGGAAGAGAUGGCUUCUCCUUCAAGAAUACACUGUCUAUGUGGAUCAGUGUGGAGCUGAUGGAGAAGAUGUGUGAUCUGUGGUUGAGGACAUUGCAGAUCCUGGCAGGAGCUGGACAGUCUGCUGUGAAGAUGGGAGGAGAUGGAGAUAGGAAGGAAGAGAAUGAUGAAUUCAAACAUCUAGUCCAGUCUUCAUAUCAGUGUAUGUGUAGUAGUAUUGCAGCUGUGCUCUCACUUUCAGGUGAAGUGAAACUCCCUUCUGACUUUCUCCACUCUAUCACAUGGAUUGUUUGUUUACCUUGGCUGCCUAUGGAAGCCAAUUGGUUAGAUCUCAAGAUGUUUGGCAAGUUAACAGUGAAGGAAGUAGCAAGUCUGAGCAGUAGACUAGCAGAAAAACUAGAUGAUUCUUCAAUGCAGCAAUGUCUCCCUAUUGUUGCUUUGCUCUCUAAGGAUAUUGCCCCAAAAUGGAGGAUUCAUGUUUUCAAGGAUUCUAUGACGAGUAGUAAGGAGGAUAUCCAGAUUGCAGCAAUACAAUCACUUCCUCUUCUUCUCUUCAACUUGACACCAACCUAUUAUACACUCAUACAAGAGCAUCUACACCCCCUAUGCAAAUGUGAAUCUGAACCUGUUACAAGUUGUUUAGCUGAGAUGAUGGGAAAGCUAUGUUGUGUACUAGCUACUGGGUGUACAAUACGCAGAGAGCUUGACAAGGAGCAAGUACCUUUGCACCAAGCAUUGCACCUCAGUUGUACCACCUGUAACCCAUGCCACCGCACAGAGGGAACCAUAGCUGACAAGGUGCACCAUUCAGUGGAACCAACCAUUCUAGAUGCUUCAAUCAUCUCUCCAUUCAUGGUGAUGUUACAAAAAGGAGUCAAAACAAAGCUAGGUUUGAUUCACAGUUUAAGGAAGGUGCUGUCACAUUUAGAUCUGAAGUUCACCAACUCUGCUGUGACGGGAAUACUCAAUGCUUAUCUCACACUAGUAGUGGAUGAUGAUCAUCUAGUCAGACAAUUGUUUAGUCGUAACAUCAAGUACCUGGUUGGUAAUGGUGACCAAUGCAGUGAUCUGAACAUUCAGGCAGUGAUCUCUCAACUCAAGUUAGCCUUUCUAUCUGGUAAAUCAUCAGGGAAUGGAUGUUUACAGGAGACAGUAGUCAGCUCUAUUGGAGAGCUGGGCAAGGUUGCUGAAGGAGAGUUACUCAUGGUAACUAUCAUAAGCCUGUUGGAAAGUUUGCUGUCUACAGUCACUAUGGUCAAUUCCAUUGCUUAUAUUGAGCUCCACGCCAUAGCUGAAGUCAAGGGACAGACCAUGGCGUCCAUCUUGACUCAGUUCAAACAGCCUGUGUGUAAGUUUUUAGUAGAGGCCAUGCAUGAUGCGGUCCAGUCCUCCUCACAGAACCAGUCUGAGACUCCGGAUCAGGAUAAGGACCCUUGUCUGGACACCAUCACCAAGGUUGCUAAUGCAUUUGGCUUCAAAAAAUUGGAGGCAUUCUAUGAGCGAACUUUGGAGUUUCUAUUACCUCACAUUGUUAGUAAAGCCAGUGCCGAGGCAAGCGUCUUACUCAAAGCCAUGGCUAGAACAUUGAAAAUGAGUCACAGAGAGAUGUUGGUUGAGAACUUCAAGUUCAUAUUCUCUUACUUGGUGAGGACACAAGGCAAGACUGAGCUAGAGAAAGCAUUACAUUACAUUCAGAGUGAGACUGAGAUUGAACUAGGGAGCCUGCUGAGGAUGGAUUAUCAAAGUCUUCAUAAUGAACUUCUCUUGCAUCUUAGUCAUAACUAUUCACAGGUGUUCAGUGGCCUUGCAAUGCUAGCAUCCCGUGAUGACGGAUACAAGGGACCUCGUCCUAUCACACACCCAUCAGAUAUGGCUGACUUCCUACAACCGAGGCUACUAGGAAUCCUAGCAUUCUUUGAUUCUCAGCUUCUCAACAGUAGGAUACCCAUACAAGACAAGAAACAGGCAUUGGAAAGUCUUGUAUGUAUCAUGAAGCUGAUGGGACCGAAGCAUAUCACAGGUGUUAGAGUCAAGGUCAUGACGACACUCAAGAUUGGUCUCCGCUACAAGGAACAUGGCUUCCCAGCUCUAUCAUGCAAGGCAUGGGACUGCUUUAUUCAUAGCGUUGACGCAUCAUCUCUUGGUCCAAUGUUAAGUCAGGUGAUUGUCACUCUAUUACCUCUCCUCAAUCAACUACCUCAGCAAGUCAGUACUAUCAUACACACUCUCAUCAUAGAUAACAGAGAUGCAUUCAGUGAGCGAUUCAAUGAGAUCUACUUCCUGCCAGACAUUCCUGAGCUUCAAGAGGUCAACACACUUUUGAAGGAGCACAGGGAGGACCCCUCAAGCCAGCCUGACCUUCGAACCUUGCUGAAGAGGUCACUGAAAGGGGUCAGUCAUGAGAGUGUGGAUGUAAGAAUCCAUGCUCUAUCCAACCUCAGGGAUCUUCUCCAAGCAAAUCAGAGUUGUCUUCAUGAAUAUGUUGUGGGCAGUGAGACAGUUGCACCAGUCAUUAAUGAGCUUGUAUCAGUUCUUCUAUCAGGGUGUCAUGACUCUGAUCACACAGCUCAGAGCCUAUUUGGUGAAUGCCUUGGUGUGUUAGGAGCUAUUGACCCAGGAAGAUUAGAUCUCAACACCACAUCAAAGAAAGCAGACAUGUCCAAGUUUCAUGCCAGUGUAGAAGAUGUUCAUUUUGCCUUUGACCUGAUCAAUGACCUUGUGAGAGCAUUCCUAGCAGCUGCUGACCCCAGGUCACAGGAUUGUUCUGCAUAUGCCAUCCAGGAAAUGCUCCAGAUAUUUGAGUGCAGAAACGUCAGCAAAGAUGGACCUGGCAGGCAACUGUGGCGGCGCUUCCCUGAGCAUAUCCAGGAAAUCUUAUCCCCUCUCCAAAACACCAAGUACAUUCCCUCAGCAGCUUCAUCUAUCAGCAAAGUGACUGUUCACCCCAUAUAUCGCAGCAAGAAGGUCAAGACCUUCAAAGAUUGGGUGUGCACCUGGACCAGUUACCUGGUCACCAAGGUUAAAGCCAACAAGCCUGGUCGUAUCUUCCGAGCGUGUAGCAUGAUCAUCAAACAUGACAUCCACACAGCCAUGUUUCUGCUUCCAUACACACUACUCUAUGCACUACUUGAUGCCAAUGAUGAUGAUAAGCAAGAGAUUCAGAAUGAGCUUCUAGCUGUACUGACCCAUGCAGAGAGAGUAGAGGAUCAGAGACCUAGUGAAGAUCGUCACAUGAGCGCUCAAACGGUCUUCUCUGUUCUUGAUCACCUGACUAACUGGAAGAGACAACGUAUGCAGAUCCUUCAGGCUGCUAAGAGUAGGCGAGGGGCAAGCAACUCUGGUGAAAUAGCCUCUAUUGAAAGAUACCUUGAGUGUGUGAAGGUGUUCCUACAGGAAAUCCCACAGGACAUCCUAGCGAGGGCGUCCUUCAACUGCCGAGCCUAUGCCAGAUCUCUGAUGCACUUUGAGGGUUACAUCUUUUCAAACAAUCAAGAUGUUCAAAACCAUUUGGGUUUUCUGCAGAAACUAUACAUAGCUAUGGAUGAACCUGAUGGUGUAUUGGGGGUUUCUGCGAUCAGACUCCAGGAACCGAGCUUCAGAGAACAGAUCCAUGACCAUGAGAGCACCGGUAACCUUCAGGAUGCAGUGGCAUGUUAUGAGAGAGCUACACAGCUUGAGACAGGAGAGAUGGGUCAUCAUAAAGGAUUAGUUAGAUGUCUCCUUGACCUUGGUCAGCUCAAUACUGCAUUGGUUCAUGUUAAUGGGGUGCUUUCACAAAGGUCAGACUGGUCAAGCCAACUGAAUUCCUAUCGCGUUGAGGCAUGCUGGAAGCUAGCUAAAUGGGAUGAUCUUGAAUCCAAUCUCAAACAUGAAGGACACAACAGUGAUUGGAACAUCCUCCUGGGGAAGACAUUACUGGCUGCUAGAGAAGGGAAUCAAGAAGAGUUCCGAACUCAGUUACAGCUGGCUAGGAGUGCUCAGAUGGGACCACUCUCAGCUGCAAGCAUGGAGAAAGGCUCAUAUCAAAGAGCAUAUGAAUAUAUAGCAAGACUGCACAUGCUCUGUGACCUGGAUCUAGGGGUCACCAAUCUCCUUGGAUUCUCUGCUGGGGGUGAUUGUAAGAGCCAAUCACAAGCUGAGCUGAUGGAAUGGUGGGAUGCCAGGCAAACUAUGGCCCAAUCAUCAUUCAGAACACAAGAACCCAUGCUAUGUCUACGAAGAAGUAUACUAGGACUUAACAACCCUCCCAACACAGAGAGAACAGAGCUGGAUAAAGACAUCGGUUACUGCUGGCUGAAGAGUGCUAAAGUUGCAAGAAAGGCGGGUCAUCUCCAGGGUGCCUAUAGUUCUCUCCUAAACGCUGGACUCUACUCCUUACCAGAACUGUGCAUUGAGAAAGCAAAGUGGCUUUGGGGAAAGGGUGACUGUCAUCAAGCCUUGAUUGACCUGCAGAAGGGCGUGGCCAAGCACUUCUCCCAUGGCAACCGGCUACAGAAUGACAAAUCACCAGAGGCAAAGGCACAGAGGCUAGCCCAUUCAAAGGCUUUGCUGCUGGUUGGUCGCUUCAUGGAGGACACAGCCAAGUUUCAGAGUAACUCUGUAAUGAAGCAAUACAUGUCAGUGACCGAGGUCAACUCAGAAUGGGAAGAUGGUCACUUCUAUCUGGCCAAGUACUAUGACCGUCUGAUGCUCAGCUUUGCGGAUAGACCAGAGAAAGCAGGGGAGUUCGUUGUACAUGUGGUGAAGAACUUUGGUCAAUCUUUGAUGUAUGGUAAUCAGUACAUCUACCAGUCCAUGCCACGCCUACUCACUCUCUGGUUAGAUUACGGCGCUCAUGUUUCUGACCUAGAGAAAGGCAACAAGGUCAAUAAAGCUGCACAAGCCAUGGCUAAACUUCAUAAGAUCAUUGCCGAGUUCACAGAUAGGCUAGCUCCAUAUCAGUUUCUGACGUCCUUCUCUCAACUCAUCUCUAGGAUCUGCCACUCACACAAAGAAGUCUCCCUUCAGCUACAGGAGAUCAUAGCUAGAGUGGUUGUGGCCUUCCCUCAACAGGCUGUGUGGAUGUCAAUGGCUGUCUCUAAGAGUUCGUAUCAAAUGAGGCAGAGGCGAUGUGCUGAAAUCUUCAGUCGAGCUAAGACAUUGGAUAAGAAGCUGCAGAAAUUCAUCCAUGAUGCUACUAAACUGACUGAUAGAUUACUAGAUCUGUGCAAUAGACAGGUAGAAACAGGCUGUCAAAGACUCAGCAUUAACAAUGAUUUCAGAUCUCUCAAGAGACUUCUAGCCGAUGGCAACUUCAGUAAGAUCAUCGUCCCUCUUCAGUCAUUCAUGACAGUCACUUUACCCAGCAGUCAGUCAGUACAUCAUACUCACGAUCCCUUCCCGUUGACUGAGGUUUAUAUCAUUGGAAUUGAUGAUACUGUGGAAGUGCUUCCAUCUUUACAAAGACCUAAGAAGAUUGGAAUUCAAGGCAGUGAUGGUAGACUCUAUGUCAUGAUGUGUAAACCAAAGGAUGAUCUCAGGAAAGAUAAUCGUCUCAUGGAAUUCAAUGGUAUCAUCAACAAAUGUCUAAGAAAGGAUGUAGAAUCCAGAAGGAGAGAGCUACAUAUCAGAACAUAUACUGUGAUCCCACUCAAUGAGGAAUGUGGUUUGAUUGAAUGGGUUCCAAACACAGCUGGACUCAGACCAAUACUACAUAAAAUAUACAGGGAGAAAGGCUUGUAUACAUCAGGUAGUGAACUCAAAGCUAUGAUUCCAAGUCUCUCAGCACCUCUUGAAGAGAAGCUGAAUAUCUUUGAGAAUAAACUGAUGCCUCUUUAUCCUCCGGUCUUUGGAGAAUGGUUCCAGAAGACAUUCACAGAUCCUACAUCAUGGUGAGCAUGUUUUUCUUGUCAUUCUGUUUCAAACAGGGGAACAUUUCAUGAAACAUAGUGAUUUUUACUGAUAAAUUUAUCAAAAUAUGUGCAUCUGAUUGGCUUAGAACAAAUUUUUAAGUAAAAAUCAUUGAUUUUUGUUUCACAAAGCACUCCCCGGGUUAUUUGGAUACUAUGUAAAAUAUGAGCUGUAUGACCCUCUGUCCCUACCUACCUGCUAUACCAUCUGAUAUUGUGUAUUAUUCGUAUCAGACAUCUGAGCAGGGCAACUUUAAUACAUUGUUGCCUGCUUGAGACUGUGAUCAAGUGGUCGAUCAAUAAGUUUCCACUUGUUUAACCACGGACAAAUUCAUUGCCCGCUCAGGAAUAUCUAUGAGAAAAUGUGUGGAAAUGUAGCGGGCAAUAAGGCAGAAAGCUAACAUCCGCGUAUUCCACGCAUUUUUGUACGCGUCCUUGAGUCGCGCAGUGCUAUACGUCACAAUGUUAAUCAAGUUGAGACAAUGCUGAAUAGUGCGUCCUCAGGUCGGGGACGCGUCAUUUCAAUUACGUCACAAUGGUAAAGUUGAGAGGCCCAGUCUGCUCAACAUGACACUUAUAGAUUCCCAUUCUUAAACUCUAAAAUAUCUGAAUUUUAAAGGAGAAUGAAACGUUUGGAAUGAGAUAGCUUGUGUGAAAACAGAAAAAUCAAAGAAACAUCAAUUUUGUGAGGGCAAUAUAUGUCCUUUCGCCCCCAGGCCAGUCAAUAUUGCUAUUAUUAACCAAAUCAGACAUCUAGAGCAAAAAUCGUUGAAGGGGAAUGAAACCUUUGGAACAAGUAGGCUUGUGUC
Messenger RNA from Lytechinus pictus (painted urchin), 8679 nucleotides. RefSeq names its product serine/threonine-protein kinase ATR-like. The coding region runs from base 102 to 7856 and encodes 2584 amino acids. Gene Ontology annotation, cellular component: nucleus. The transcript is spliced from 58 exons. The record is from RefSeq and is a predicted model, not a curated record. Gene Ontology annotation, biological process: DNA damage checkpoint signaling; protein phosphorylation; telomere maintenance. NCBI's taxonomy places the organism in Eukaryota, Metazoa, Echinodermata, Echinoidea, Temnopleuroida, Toxopneustidae. Gene Ontology annotation, molecular function: protein binding; protein serine/threonine kinase activity.